Stegostoma tigrinum is the source of this 1924-nucleotide messenger RNA. It is a transcript of the gene tmem235b, whose product is annotated as transmembrane protein 235b. The record is from RefSeq and is a predicted model, not a curated record. Gene Ontology annotation, cellular component: apical plasma membrane. Lineage: Eukaryota; Metazoa; Chordata; Chondrichthyes; Orectolobiformes; Stegostomatidae. The coding region runs from base 379 to 951 and encodes 190 amino acids. The transcript has 3 exons.
AAAUCUGCUUACUGCUGCAGGAUCGUCCGGGAAUGAAAUUUUUUCAUUCAAACUGUGAACCAUUUUCUGAAAGUCGUUUUCCAUGAAAUUAUCUUUCCUACCCCGCCCUUGGACCCAGAGCAAAGCCAAAAAACCAGCUGUCCCUGUCACUUUCUUCCUUCCCUUCGCUCAAAGGACCAAGUUGCAUGUUCAAUCUCUCGGUUUCUCGCCUUUAAAGCGCCGGUUUCAGUUCUCAUCUCGCUGCACCUCUGCCAUCAGAAAAGCAGUCGCACAGAAGGAAAUUCACACUGACGAAGGUGGCUGUGUGAGCACUGUCAACGGACAGGAAAAUGCCGACAGCAGAGGAUUCAACGCAAUAAAAUUUCCUUGCCCGGCACAAUGAGCGAUAUUUGGAAUAAGCUGUCAGUUGGAACCGUGUGCGUGACCGCCGGUUUAACGGGUCUUUUAAGUUUUGUGUUUCUGGCGGUAGCGAUUGGUACGGAUUAUUGGUACAUCAUCGACGUCUCAAACUCCAGAUAUUACCAUGGGGAGCAUUGGGAGGAUUUAAAUUCCCAUUCUGGACUCUGGAGGAUUUGCGAAGUGAUGCAGAAAGUGUUUGUCAUUUUGCUCCCUCUCAGUCUGGUCCUUCUGGUGCUUGGAGGUAUCUGUGGACUGGUCAGCUCUUUGGCUAAUGGUCUCUACAUGCUGCUGUUCACUGGUUCAUACUUCCUACUUGGAGGUGCAUUGACCCUGGCUGGGAUCUCAGUGUAUGUCGCUUAUUCGAAAGCGGCUUUCGCCAUUGCGAUGCGUUUGUACGGACACGAGUUGUUCAACAACGUUUACGUUGGUUUCAGUUGGUCCAUGGGUUUGGCCUGCCUUUCUUGUGUCUUGGAGGUCAUUGCUGGGUCUUUAUUUCUUCUGGCUGCCAAGCUCACAGCUGUACAGCAUCUAGAGCAGUCAGCAACUAUAUGAGCACUUUGGUCAUGUAGAAUUGUGUUGCAUUUUAUUGUGGUUUAGUUCUCUGCCAAGUUCUGUAAUAAGCUAAAAUAUGAAAUGUGUUGUGAACAGUGGAGAUAUCUGUGAAUGCCUGUCUACCAGUUUGAGAUAUAUUCUCCUCUGGGUGUUAAAUGUAAUGAAAAACCAGACAUGAGUAGAUGGCAGCAAAAUGAUGAGAAAGCGUAAUAUACUUGUUAGGGGCAAAUUAGAUGUUAAUUCGAUGUUCACACAGCUAUGUGGAGGGAAGAGAGGGAAAUAAAAAUGGUGCUCUGAACGCAUAAUCCAGCCAAUGGAUUAAUUGUACAAAGGAUGGGGCAUUAAGAACAUAGGUACAGCAAGCAUUCCCAGCAGGAUGAGGGGAAUGUGGAGACUGAGGACAGAGUGUGUAAGCAACACCUGGACAUGUGUGGUAUUGACACAAUAGUACUGUGAUCUCAUUGAAAUGUGUUAUUUAAGCCUGAGCUGUGAAGAGAUUUUCAUCUUCCUUGUAAUACUGCUAAAUAUCAACUGUCCAGCCCCAGGCCAUCCAGUGCCCAAAGGGGUCAUCUCAUGAGUCAGCCACUCAAAUAUUGAAGAGUUUGCUGAACACUGCUUCAAUAGGUACUCAUCCAAGUAAACCUCAGAAGUAAACACUAGCUGUAUCAGCAGCAAAUUAAAUUGAACUUUCUCCCAAAUUGAUAUUUUUCCCCAAGGAACAUAGCAUUCCUGACUCAGGCAAAAAGUCAAAGGAACAUAAGAGUUGGACAGCACGGAAACAGGCCCUUCAGUCCAACCAGUCCAGGCCGACCUAAUCCCAAACUAAACUAUAGUCCCGUGUGCCUGCAUAUGGCCCACAGCCCUCCAAACCUUUCCUAUUCAUGCACUAAUCUAAGUGUCUUUAAAACAUUGUAACUGUGUCCGCAUCCACCACUUUCUCUGCAAGUUCAUUCCACACACGCACCACUCUCCU